GAGAAAUAAGUCUACCAGUAGAUUCAUUGAGAUGCAAUCAACGGAAAUUCUACCCCUACAUCUUGUUUCUCGUAGUCAUUUUUAGAAAAUGACUCUCAAUUAAACCAAUAGAAGGAGAUAAACGGCUGAAAAGACGGCACGAUGUAUUGUCAGUUCUAAAGAUAAUUUCAGAAGGGCGUCGUGGAUUUCCGAAUGUCCCCCGUUGCAGAGACUCUCAAUUCGCUUCUGGCAUAGGACUCUCGCUUAGGAUCUUUUGAAGCACAACGGCACCUCACGUACUGUGGCAGUUAUGUGGAAAAAGCAGAGGGAGGCGGGACGUUAACAUGGCUAUAUAAUUCAUUUCUUUUUAAAGUACUUUUCGUGUUUAUAUUUUAUUUCGCUCUUCGUGGGAUGCCAGUCUCUCCAAUUAACAUCGAUUUUCUCUGGGGCUGUGGAAAAGGCUCCGGACUAUGGGCUCCAAUCACUCCCACAAAACUCCAGUGUUUGAUGAAAACGAAGACGUUAACUUUGACCAUUUCCAAAUCCUCAGAGCCAUUGGAAAGGGUAGUUUUGGAAAGGUUUGCAUUGUGCAAAAGAGAGACACCAAGAAAAUGUACGCAAUGAAGUACAUGAAUAAGCAGAAAUGCAUUGAAAGAGAUGAGGUGCGCAAUGUCUUUAGAGAACUGCAGAUUAUGCAAGGUCUGGAACAUCCAUUCCUAGUGAAUCUUUGGUAUUCAUUUCAAGAUGAAGAGGACAUGUUUAUGGUUGUGGAUCUUUUAUUAGGAGGAGACCUGCGUUAUCAUCUACAGCAAAAUGUGCAUUUUAAAGAAGACACUGUAAAACUUUAUAUCUGUGAAUUAGCACUUGCUCUUUACUACUUGCAAUGCUGUCAUAUAAUCCAUCGAGAUAUUAAACCCGAUAACAUACUACUUGAUGAGCAUGGUCACGUUCAUAUUACUGAUUUCAACAUUGCUACUGUGCUCAAAGACUCUGAGACGGCUACGUCAAUGGCAGGAACUAAACCUUAUAUGGCUCCAGAGAUUUUCCAUUCUUUCCUGGAAGGAGGCCCUGGUUAUUCUUAUCCCGUUGAUUGGUGGUCCUUGGGAAUAACUGCUUAUGAACUGCUGCGGGGUUGGCGACCUUACGACAUUCAUUCCAGCACCCCGGUGGAUGAAAUCCUUAAUCUAUUCCGUGCGGAGCGAGUACACUAUUCUUCAACCUGGUCAAAAGGCAUGGUGUCAUUGCUUAGAAAGCUUCUUGCCAAAGACCCAGAAUGUCGACUUUCAAGUGUUGCAGACAUCCAGAGUUUGCCCUACCUGGCUGAUGUGAACUGGGAUGCUGUUUUAGAAAAGACUGUUUCUCCUGGAUUCAUACCAAAUAAAGGAAGAUUAAACUGUGAUCCUACAUUUGAACUGGAAGAAAUGAUUCUUGAGUCCAAACCCCUUCACAAAAAGAAGAAACGCUUAGCAAAAAGCAAAUCAAAAGAUGGCACAAAAGAAGCAUGUCCUUUGCCUGCCCAUCUGCAGCAGUGUCUGGAAACGGUACGGCAGGAGUUCAUCAUUUUUAACAGAGAAAAAUUGAGAAAAAAAGCACAAAGCAUUGAGGUUGACAGUUCUGACACAGAAUCUUCCAAUCCAAUGCAGGAGAAAGUGCAAGAUGGUCAUAACAACAACACCCUCCUGCCAACUGACAACAAUGCUGUCUACUGUAGUUAAUUAGGAAAGUAAUGACUAACACAGGUGCCAGAAUAUUCCGAGGCUUGGAAUUCUUCUCUUUUUACUUUGAACCUGCCUUCUUUUCCAAACCUGUCCACCGACAGGCAGCACCCACCGUUAGGGUGCAUGCAUUAUUAUAAGCCUGUUGAAAUGGCCAUCGAGCAAAGUCUGUUUUGCUGUUUGUCAAAGUGGACCACAGCCUAUUUGUCGCAGUGAUGAGCAGAGUUUGGUUUGGAAAAGAAUGGCGGAUUUAAGAAACUUUUUUUUUUAUCUAGCCUUAAAACAUUAGUCCAUGAUGUCAUCCAGACCACCCUGUGUGCCAUGGGUGUUCAUGGCAUCAGUUAACUGUGCUCUAAUGACCUCUAUCUGUGCAGCGCCAAAAGGUAUUUUUUUAAUUCUUACUUAUGUGUUUAUUUUUACCAUACCAAAUAUUAGGGAACAAAUGGCAGCAGUGUACAAAUUAAAGAGGUGAAAUAUAGAACCAGAUGAGUGGGAUUCUAUGUCCUCCACUCAGCUUGAAUGUAAUGUAGCAAAAUACAUUAUACGUUUAAAAAUUUUUGUUCUUUUUAGGUAAGCACAAGAAAUUCUUAAGAAAAUGAGUAAAGCAAAUGCAGCUAUCAGCCCUCUCGUUUUUCAUUUUAUUAUAUUUUCUACAUCAUGGGUUGUUCCCCAUAAGCAUUUUAUGAACCCAAAGGGUUUAAAAUAACAUUUAGCAUGAUUAUGUUAUGUCUGUUAUCUGAAUUGUUCCAUAGAAACUGAUGUAUGAAGCUUCGAUGUCUGCACCAUUUCUUACAAAGCUCAUUGUGUGCCUCAUGUUGUUGAGUACAGUGUGUUUUGGGCUUCACCUACAUUAUGUUUCUCUUUUCUGUCUAACAAUGUGAAAUUCCAUAGGCCGGUUUAGCCCACGUAUCACAUAUAUUUUUCACUGCAUUGGGUCAAGUUCUGACUCGGCUCAUGCUAGUAGCGCUGCUGCUGGUCACUGCUGCUUCUGGGUACUCACAUGUAGACAAAGCUAUACAGCCUGCUGACUAAAUACAUGCUGCAGGCUGACGCUUAAUGAAGGCAUUCAGUCAGUCAGAGGUAGGAUCUUUAGGAAAAUGACAAAACAAAGCAAACACAAACACUACUGUACUGGGUUGUGUUAUAUCAUGAGAACAUCACAUCGUCCCACCAUUCAUUUUCUGUAGUCAGUCAGGGUUCUGAAAAGUGAAAGGCCAUCAUCACAGCAUUGAACAGAAGUGAGAACAAACUCUGGAUAGAACAUUUGUCCAUUGCAGGGUAGAUUCACGCACUCACACAUGUAGUGUUACUGUAGCUGUUAGCUGACAUAACACACAGCACUGGGAUAUGACAGGACACCUGAUUACCCUAGUGAAAGCCUCACAGACACACAAAGAAUGCACAAACUCCACACUUAGCACCUGGGCAGCAGCACUAAGACUUUCCCACCAUGCUGCCUGAGAUCUAACUUAACACAGCCUAACAUUCUCCAACCUACUUAAGUCAGUCGAGUGUCACAUGUAGCCAGAGCUUCUUCAACGAUCAUGAGGCAGGAACCCACUCUACUCAACUGUAAGGCCCACUCAUGCACAUGCCCACCAACAUUUAACUCAGGACCAGCUUAGAAUCAUAAGUAAAUCUACCACUCAUGUCUUUGUGAUGUGGGAGGAACACCCAAGUACCCACAGGCAUAUUCAGAACAUGAAAACGGGCUUCAAAAAGGGUGCUGAAGCCCUGUGGCAUCACUGCUCGUGAUUGGACCACCAUGCCACCCACAUCUAAUUUAGCACAACUUAAGAUUCCCGGAUCAGUUUAAUCUAGUUCAAGGUCACAUGUAGCUGGAGGCUGUCCUGGCACUAAGAGGUGCCAGCCUUAGACUGGGCACCAGUACACGACAGGGCCUAAGUCUAAUUUAUGUCUUUCUAAAUUAAAUUACUAGUAUCUACUUCUACUGGUGUCCUUUCUUGUGCUCAGCGGUACAGAGAUAGGGUCGCAACCUUACAAUAUACUAUGGGGAAUUAGUAAAUGGAUGGAUGAGUAACUUUUUUACAUUAUAUCAACUGCAACAAAUGUCCAGCAUUGGCAGCUAUAGUCUACAUCUGAAUGACAAAGGGGGCUGCGUCGAGUUCUCCUUUCCUUGUUUGACUUCAUAAAGCUGCUUCUAAUUCCAUACUCUUUUCAUAACUAGCAUAACUCAGAAAAAUAUCAACAUACUCUACAGUUAAGUUAGACUAAUACAGUAUGAGAAAAUCAAAACAGAAAUUAAGUCUUAGGUACAAUUUUACUCUGGGAUGGGUGGCUAAAAAUGAAAUACAUACAAACAACCAAGAGGUCUGUUGGACAAAUUAUGAGGGAGUUCAUGGGAAAUGAAAAAGAAAGAUUUCGGAUGAUAAAAGUCCAGAGCCCAGAAGUUAAGUCACAGUCAGUACAUUCCACACUUACUUCCAAAUGGAACUUCCUUAAGACGCGGGCAAAGUGCAAAGUCCUUGUAGAAACCUGGACCUGCUCAGCGCAAGGUGGCUCAAGUGCCUGUCACCGUUAAGUGGACAGAGGAAAGCUGCUGAUGUAAAAUAAAAAACACACCAUGUAAAUCAUUUUCCAUUACAGUGUCACAAGGUGUUAUUGGGCACCACGUUUUUUUUUUUUUUUCACUUAUGAAAUCCACUCCCAGGUAUAAACUUGUGAAAUGGUGAAGUAACAACGUCAUCUUUUAUCCAGUUGGCUUCUGGGAAACGGCAGCCAAGCUGUUCAGGGCCGCCUGACACUUAACUGGAAGUCUCUUUGAUUUCUUUAUCCAGUACAAAUCACCGACUCUUAGGGAAGAGGAAUCAUUUUUUUCUGAUAAAGAAAAGAAAUUAUGUUCAGUGUUGUUAAACUUUUGUGACCAUUUUCAACUUUGUAAGGCAAAACAAAAUGUCUACUUUAAGAGGCAAUAAUGCAUUUCUUAGUACUAAAUGCUCUUGAAAAGUAGGCUAGCAUUUGGUCAAAAAUUUCUAUUAAAACAACAAAUUAAAAAGUUUUUGUAUUAUUAGUGAGAUUUGAUAGCUUUAAACAUUUUAAUACAAUUUACUGUAAUGCACACUCUCUGUCCAUUUAGGGUUGUUGGGGAUGCUAAAAAAAAAAAAAAAAGUGGUCUUCAUAUUUGGGCCAGAAACCAAUAUGAUAAACGCUAGUUCAGUUGUAGAAGGAACCAUUGAGCUGCAUACCAAUUGUCUUCAAAUGUUGCAUGGUAAAAAGCCAGACUGGUGAAGCUGUUAUUAUGCUCUUUGGCAUAGGCUUGCUAAUAUCCGUCUCACACUGCAUGACUUUUCCAGCGGUUUCAAUUCGUUGACUUCAUUUACCAAAUAUUAAGAAAAUCACAGCUAGUCAUGGACAGUUGUAGUUCAUGCCAGUGUCUCUCAGUUACGUAGCAUGACACCCCCAGCAACUCAGUCAUAGCACUUGGCAUCUGAUUUCACUUCGUCUUAGCCAGCUGCCAGUCCUGAGGUGAGCUCUUGUGUGUCUCUCGAUAGCCAAUAAGCACUCAAGCAGAAGUUCAAAGUAUGAAAUGCCGAAAACUAGGAAAGAAUUAGAGCAUGUAAGACAAAAUGCUAAAAUCAGAAAAAGUUUUCAGAUUCCAACCAGGCUGCUCCAUUUAAUUGGCAACAUAAGUGAACUCAAAUAGCUGAGCAAAGUAACCAAGUUAAAAUAGCCAGUGCAAUUUAAAGUUCUGUCCUUCUUCAGACUCUGCCCUACAUUGACGUUCUCUUCCAUAGGUGAUACUCUUUUAUGGAGGAAGAGGCAGGUUCUUCAGAGGCCCUGCUGAAAUGGCGUCACACAUUUUUUCCGAGAUGUAUGCUCCUCCAUUGUAAGGGUGGAAAUAAGACAUGAGUUACUGGUUAUGCAUCACCCCUAGUCUUCCCCUUUUGUGAUCCCCAACAAGCCCCCUUGAAACACUCCACAUGCUUGUGCGUUUUACAUGUGAGAAGAAGGGAAGCAGGUGUUUUGGACUGUAAAGAUGGAGAAGAGGCUUGUGGGAUGUUGUAGACAUCACACACAUACAUCUGUUUGUUCAAAAAAGUAAAAACAGAUUUGCAGAGACUAUGGCUAAAUUCAACAUACCCAGUAAGCUUUUGUUCAGCCUACAGACUUCAGUAACUAUGGAAGUUCACGUUGUUCAGCUUUCAAGAAGAGGUGACCUCUCAAUAUGUUUGUAGUAUGUGGUGAAAAGUCGUGAGAGAAUCAUGAAAUCCCUUCUUAAUUAAACAGGUUGAUGUCUUCAGAACAAGCAAGAUUAGAACAUUAGAACAAUCUGGAUGAGAACAGGCCAUUCAGCCCAACAAAGCUCACCAGUCCCACUAAUUAAU
Polypterus senegalus (gray bichir) is the source of this 6040-nucleotide messenger RNA. RefSeq names its product serine/threonine-protein kinase 32B-like. The transcript is spliced from 12 exons. NCBI's taxonomy places the organism in Eukaryota, Metazoa, Chordata, Cladistia, Polypteriformes, Polypteridae. The record is from RefSeq and is a predicted model, not a curated record. The coding region runs from base 450 to 1694 and encodes 414 amino acids. Gene Ontology annotation, molecular function: ATP binding; G protein-coupled receptor binding; G protein-coupled receptor kinase activity. Gene Ontology annotation, biological process: G protein-coupled receptor signaling pathway; regulation of signal transduction; protein phosphorylation.